Molecule: messenger RNA, 1299 nt
Organism: Rubroshorea leprosula
Lineage: Eukaryota; Viridiplantae; Streptophyta; Magnoliopsida; Malvales; Dipterocarpaceae
Source: the annotation of a GenBank genome assembly
GUAUGUGAUUGAGGCACUUUCAAAACCACCUAAAAUCCAAAAAAUGGAGGAAGAAGGGAAAGGAAUUGAAGGGAGUGGAAAAAUGAGGAAAAGUCCACAAGACAAAACCAGUACACUUUUUUGCUUGGCUUCUAGGAAGGGACAUAAAGAAAGUUUGGACAUAAGCAUUGAUGAGCUUCACCAAAUGAAUCCCAACAAUGUUUCUGCUUGGAAUAUGAAGAGGCUAAUGAAUAUAAUUCAGCAUGGUCGACUUUCUACCUUGGACAAGCAAAUAAAAGAUAGCAAGUCAACUGAAAUUAAAACUGAAAACGAGGCGAAAAACACAGCAAAAAGGAUAUUUGAAAAUGUUUCUAAGCCUAGAUCUGGGCACAUUGACUUAGAGGACAUCAAGAGAUUCAUGGGAGAAUAUAAGGCCCAGAAGACUAUGAGUCUCUUUGAAAAAGGAUCUGAAAGCAAGGGAAUUAGCAAAUCAGCAAUAGAGAAUUGGGUGGUUAAGGCUUUCGAAGAAUGGAGGGCUCUUUCCUGGACACUAAAUGAUAUUGAGACAGUUGUUGAAACACUUCACUGGGUGGUAAAUGUCUUUGUCAUUAUCAUCAUAGUUGUCGUAAGUCUCCUUAUACUAGGAAUAAUAACCGAGAAAGUCCUUCUCAUGGUUGGCGCCCAAGUUCUUUUGCUUGCUUUCAAAUUUGGAGACACUUUGUUCUUCAUAUUUAUAACACAUCCAUAUGAUGUUGGUGACCGUUGUCAAAUUGAUGACAAUCAAAUGGUAGUGGAAGAGAUUGGCAUCUUGAACACUAUUUUCUUGGGACAUCACAACGAGAAGAUCAUAAUCCCAAAUAGUGCCCUUGCUAGUAAAACCAUCCAUAACUUUUAUUUAAGCCCUGACAUGGGAGAUGAAAUUGAGUUUUGUGUUCCCAUAGCUACUCCAGAGGAAAAGAUUAAAUUGAUGAAACAAAAGAUACUAAGGUAAGUUUGCCUACUUUCUUUUGCUUGCUUGCAUGUGGGUUUGUGGGCACUCGUGCAGCAUCACCAACAAGCUCCUUGCUCUCCAAAUGCCAUAUAAGGUAGCAGCAAUCCUGAUUUUACACUUCCACUUCCAUGGCCUCUUUUACAAAUUUUCAAAAUCACAUCCAUCUAUUCGUUUCAACUGAAGAGUACAGAACUCAAAUGUAUAAUUGACUGGAAUUAGUAUCAAAAUCACACAUGAAGAGUGCCAACUUCCCUCCAUUUCAAAAACUCAUCCUUCUGUGUUUUUUCUUUGGUCUUCAUCAUGAAGGCUAAUGAAGGUUGUUCAAAGCC